This is a messenger RNA of Nothoprocta perdicaria, 564 nucleotides long. Its product is annotated as ADP-ribosylation factor-like protein 3. Gene Ontology annotation, biological process: cilium assembly. The transcript has 6 exons. Bases 1 to 564 code for a protein of 187 amino acids. The record is from RefSeq and is a predicted model, not a curated record. Gene Ontology annotation, cellular component: microtubule cytoskeleton; cytoplasm. NCBI's taxonomy places the organism in Eukaryota, Metazoa, Chordata, Aves, Tinamiformes, Tinamidae. Gene Ontology annotation, molecular function: GTPase activity; GTP binding.
AUGGGCGAGGUGCAGACGGGGCUGCUCUCCGUGCUCCGGCGGCUCAAGGGCUCCCCGGAGCAGGAGCUCCGCAUCGUGCUGCUGGGGCUGGACAAYGCCGGCAAGACGACGCUGCUGAGGCGCCUGGCGCGCGAGGAGCUGGGCACCAUCACGCCCACGCAGGGCUUCAACAUCAAGAGCGUGCAGUCGCAGGGCCUGAGGCUGAGCGUGUGGGACAUCGGCGGGCAGCGCGCCGUCCGCCCCUACUGGCGGCAGUACCUGGGCAGCACCGACGUGCUGAUUUAUGUCAUCGACAGCGCAGACCAGAAGCGCUUUGAGGAGACGGGGCAGGAGCUGGCGGAGCUCACCGAGCAGGAGUCUCUCCUGGGGGUCCCGCUGCUGGUGUUUGCCAACAAGCAGGACCUGGCGACCGCGGCACCCGCGGCCGAGGUGGCCGAAGGGCUCAGCCUGCACACCUACCGCGACCGGGAAUGGCAGAUCCAGCCCUGCUCGGCCCUCUCCGGGGAAGGAGUGCAGGAUGGGAUGAACUGGAUUUCCAGUCAGAUCAUCAAUCGGAAGAAGUGA